Myxocyprinus asiaticus (Chinese sucker) is the source of this 8803-nucleotide messenger RNA. Its product is annotated as kinesin-like protein KIF26B. The record is from RefSeq and is a predicted model, not a curated record. The transcript is spliced from 15 exons. Gene Ontology annotation, molecular function: microtubule binding; ATP binding; microtubule motor activity. Gene Ontology annotation, biological process: microtubule-based movement. NCBI's taxonomy places the organism in Eukaryota, Metazoa, Chordata, Actinopteri, Cypriniformes, Catostomidae. Bases 296 to 6748 code for a protein of 2150 amino acids.
GGAAAAUGCGUCUGAGCUGGGAUGCUGUGAAAUCGCAAGCAUUGCAAAUGGGUGCAUUAUAUCAGAGCGCAUAGAAAGGACUGGAUUUCUCCACUGUUGGACCUUUCUAAGUGGACCAGCUCCUGUUAUACAUACUCCAAGGUGGAAGAUGGAUACAUUCGUGAUUAGUGCUAGACAUUGAGACUGGACUUCAGAAGGGCUGUUGAACUGACCGGAAAUUGAUUGUAGAUCUUUGGUUUUUGGAUGUAACAAGGAGCACAGUUAUUUCACCUAUCCAUAUCCUGUCAUAUUUAUCAUGACCUCUCUAACAGGGAAUAAAGAGAGGUCUGGGACCAGGAGCAGAAAAUAUGGGAUGACAGAUUCCUCCCCUACGAAGUCGGCAUCAUUUUCUCCUGAAACCUGGUACCGAAAGGCUUACGAGGAGUCCAGGAGCGGCAGCCGCCCGGUCCCUGAGGGUGCUGGCUCCAUGCCCGGGUCCUCUGGAACCCCCUCUCCCGGAUCAGGAAUAUCAUCCCCGGGCUCCUUUUCCGGCUCACCUGUUACUAUAUCGCCGGGGAUAAGCACCGGUUCGCCCGGUUCCUUGGGUGGAUCCCCAGGAUUCGGCACUGGUUCGCCAGCCUCGGGUAGCGGGAGCUCACCUGGUUCUGAACGGGGAAUCUGGUGCGAGAACUGCAACGCUCGGCUGGUGGAGCUGAAGAGACAGGCAUUAAAACUACUCAUUCCUGGACCCUAUUCUAGCAAGGAUCCAUCAUUCUCCCUGCUCCUCCAUGAUAAGCUGCAGGUGUCCAACAGUACUCGCAAGGCGUGGAACGAGCGUGACGGUCGCUGUGACGUUUGUGCCACCCACCUGAGUCAACUGAAGCAGGAGGCUGUCCACAUGGUGCUGAGCCUGGAGCAGUGUGACGUAUCUCCUGGCUCCCCUCCAUCUCUGGCCUCCCUGGUAGGUUCCCGCAGCAUCCUCCAAGGUCCCACGCCACCUCGAGACUGGGCGUACCUGCCUGCGGGGUACCAUUCAUCAGCUUCCACCACCUCUGCUACCAUUCCUGCCACAACCUCCAGUUCUACCCCAACAACCACCAAUGGAAGCAACAGUAGCAGCCCUCACCACUCAGUUUACCCCAAACAUGGAUCCAAACCAAAUAGUUUGGGGGUGAGCAGUGGGUUGGACAAGAAAAACAGCUCCCCGAGUCAAGCAGGAAAAGUGACGGCAUCGCCACAGCCCCACCUGCCCAGCAGUCCCAGUAACAGCAAUGGAAAUUUGAGUUCUGUGGCCCUUCAAGCACAUCAGUACCUGGAGGGCACCUGGACAUCUGGGCACGUGUCAAGAGCCAAUGGAGUCACACUUUAUCCUUAUCAGAUCUCACAGAUAGUGUCAGAAGGCAACAGAGAGGGUCUAAACGAGGCUGCGCUUAACCGCUACAACGCAGACCGCGCAUCUGCAUACAGCAACCCUGCAGCUCCUCCUCCUGCCCUAGUCACCACAGCGCCCUCUGGUGGCACCUCCGCUGCUGCAUCCUUCUUUGCCAGAGCGGCCCAGAAAUUAAAUCUGUCUUCCAAGAAGAAGAAGCAGCGCCCGACACCCCCUGUGGUGUGUGAUCCACCCCCCUUUCCCACCAACUUCAGUGGUAUCCUGCAGGUGUCUCCGCCCCCUGCCCCACCCUGUCUCUUACGGGUAGUCAACAAAGUCAAAGACAACCCUGGCAUGGGCAAGGUCAAAGUGAUGGUACGAGUGUGUCCUUCAUCACCCACCAGUACAGCAGAAUCCAGCUCAUUCCUAAAGGUUGAUUCUCGUAGGAAGCAGGUGACCAUCAUGGACCCUGCAGCUAACUCUCAGCAGAAUCAAACUCAGAAACAUGGCAGCUCCAACCAGGUUCCUCCCAAGAUGUUUGCAUUUGAUGCUGCCUUCUCUCAUGAUGCCUCUCAGGCAGAGGUUUGUGCAGGAACUGUGGCUGAAGUCAUCCAGUCCGUGGUGAAUGGAGCAGAUGGCUGUGUAUUUUGCUUUGGGCACUCCAAACUAGGGAAAUCCUACACAAUGAUCGGUAAGGACGAAUCCAUGCAGAGUUUGGGGAUCAUACCUUGUGCCAUCUCCUGGCUCUUCAAACUGAUCAACGAGUGCAAGGAAAAGACAGGUGCACGGUUUUCUGUGCGAGUGUCAGCGGUGGAGGUGUGGGGAAAAGACGAGAACCUGAAAGAUCUGCUGUCUGAGGUGGCAACAGGCAGUCUGCAGGAUGGCCAGUCUCCAGGCGUUUACCUCUGCGAGGACCCCAUCUGCGGAAUGCAGUUGCAGAAUCAGAGUGAAUUGCGUGCUCCUUCAGCAGAGAAGGCCGCUUUCUUUCUGGAUGCUGCGAUUGCUUCACGCUACAGCAGCAAGCCAGACUGCGAUGAAGAGGAGCACCGCAACUCUCACAUGCUCUUCACCCUGCACAUCUACCAGUAUCGCAUGGAAAAGACUGGAAAGGGAGGAAUGUCGGGAGGCAGGAGCAGACUGCAUCUCAUUGACAUGGGAAGCUGUGUGAAGGUUCUGAGCAAGACCCGAGACAGCACCACAGGACCGUGUCUCUCUCUAUCUGCCCUGGGAAAUGUCAUUCUGGCCUUAGUCAAUGGCAGCAAGCACAUCCCUUACAAAGAUAGUAAGCUAACCAUGCUAUUACGAGAGUCCCUGGGCAACAUGAAUUGCCGUACCACAAUGAUUUCCCACAUCUCCUCAUCACCCACCAACUUCUCAGAGACUCUGUCUACACUUCAAAUUGCCUCUCGUGUUCUUAGGCUGAAGAAGAAGAAGGCUAAAGUAAGCGUGCAAUACACAUCCAGUUCCUCGGGUGGUGAAAGUUCAUGCGAGGAAGGAAGAAUGCGUCGCCCAACCCAGUUGAGAACCAUCCAUUCUAGAAAUGUGGUUGAUUCAGAGAUGACCCUGUUACACCUCUCCAGUGACCCUGAAGACUACUCCAGCAGCGAGCAGUCAUGUGACACUGUUAUCUACGUGGGUCCAAAUGGCUCAGCCCUCUCAGACAAAGAGCUUACAGACAACGAAGGCCCUCCUGAGUUUGUGCCUAUCAUCCCAUCCCUGCAUAAAAAUAAAGCAGACCACAACAAGGCUCCUUUGACAUCACAACCAUCUGAAGAAGAAGCUGCAGCCCUGAUAGCUCAAGCCUCACUGUCUGUCCAGCCCUUGCAGAUCAACCAUCCUCAGCCACUUCCACCUGUGCCGGAAGAAGGUGCUGAGUCAGGCAAAAAGGAAAAAGACUGUCUCAAAUGCAACACUUUUGCUGAGCUUCAAGAGCGGCUGGACUGUAUUGAUGGAAGAGAAGAGGUGACGCAAUUCCCUUUUGAAGAAGUCCCUGCCAAUAGAGUUACCAAAAUUGAGCCUCUUCCUAACCAUGGUCAAGUUUUUAAAGAAAGCCAGCAAUCAAGUUCACCCAAGAGGAUCUCCAAUGACCAGCAACUGGAAGAGAUCCGUGAGGUAGUUGAGGAAGCAGAAGUUGCUCAAUCAAUUAUUGAAAGCUUGGCACAUUGUUCAACAGGCAGUUUAGGACUUUCCACGAGCAGAAGUGUGACAAGUAGCAGUGGUGUUGGGCAACUUACUCCUCUUCAAAAGACCAAGAGCUCCAGUUUACAUGACAGCAGAGAAUCCAUCAGUGGUGGGAGUAGCAGUGAGGGCAAAACUCGUCCUAUGGGCUCCCCACGGUUAGGCAUUGCCAGUCUUACUAAAACCUCAGAAUACAAACUACCAUCCUCUCCUUCUCAACGUUGCAAAGUAUACACCCAGAAGGGAGUAAUGCCUGGCACACCCCCUCACUCUUCUCAAGAUCUUUACAAAGAUUCUAGAAAAUCCUCCACAGAGUCUUUGCUUAAUCCAGAUUCUAGAACCUCUCCAGUGGGCAUGAGCCCACAGGUCCUAAAUACAUCUUCAUCCUCCAACAGCCUUGGAUCAGCUGAGACGCUGUGUGAUGAUGUUCCCCAGUUGCCUUUGGACAAUAAGAAAGAUGUGAAGGACACCACAGCCACGGUUACACUACAACAGCCGUUGGAGCCAAAUGGAGAGGACGAGUUGGUGUUCACCCUAGUGGAAAAGCUGACAAUUAGUGGGGUAAUGGAGAAUGGAAGACCAACCAGUAUUAUUAGCUUUAACAGUGACUGUUCAGUGCAGGCCCUUGCAUCAGGUUCAAGGCCUGUUAGUAUCAUUAGCAGCAUGAGUGCAGACCUUGAACAUCACACCACUGCCCCCUGCACCACCACAGCCACCAUCUCAGAAGUCAACAUUGCAAAGUCCUUGCCCCUCAGCAGGAUUGAGGGGGAAGUGCAGGCAAGUCGUCGUUCCUCAAUAAGCUCAUGGCUGAGUGAAAUGAGCGCUGGAAGUGAUGGUGACCAUUCAUGUCAUAGCUUUGUUACCCAGCAGUGCUUUGGACAGAGUGAGACCCUAGCUGAGGACAGACUUGUGGAAAUUCAAGAGGAAGUUGACAUUGAAGGUCUCCCUGAGUCAAAUGUGCAAAAUAACUCAGAAAUUGAGAAUGAUCUCAAUAAAACUGACAAAAUGAAUAGUAAAAACACCCCUACUAAACACAAACUGGAUAAGAUGUCCUCAGCCACAACAUCAGGUGGCUAUGUUCCUUUUAAGACUAACAUUUCAAAAACUCACCCUUGUGCUGCUGUUAAACCAUUGGCUGUACACGACUUACAAACCAAAACCACUUUAGUCAAUGAUCUCAUAUCCCCACCUGUUUCUAUAUCAAGUGAGAUCAAUUCAGAAAACCCUUGGAUAAAAAGGAAGGGUGCUGAAGAGACCAAGGAGAAAGAGGUGGUCAUUGAGGUAAAGUCAGAGAAGAUAACAUCUGAAUCUGUAAAGGACAAUUGCCUAGCCGACAAGUACAGCUCAAGCAUUGAAGCAGCAUUUUCCCCCGAUUCCAUAAAUCGAGUCGGGGAUGGAUGUGAAAUGGUCUUCAAUGCAACUGAAAUCAUAACUCAAGUCUACUCUGCAGACAUAUUCAGAACAGGGAGUCUACCUCGAGCAUGGCAUCGUUUGAACAAGCAGGAUGAUCUGGAAGAUCCCACCUACCGCUACACUAGUGGAGAGUAUAAAAGUCUUGGGGUUACCACCUCUACUCCUUGCAGUCCUAGGGCCACUCUUGAAAGAAGAAAUUCUGGUGGUAGGCAGGGUAUUUUUGCACGUCAGAAAGGAGUCCCACCUUUGCCACCUGUAAGGAAGUCUAGCCUUGACCAGAGGAACAGAGCUAUUCCCCAACAUAAUCCCGGAAAUGCUCAGACACCAAACCAGUAUCUGACUUUUCUUGGCAGCACACCUGAAGAUCUGGGUGGAAAUGGCAAACAUAAAGGCCCAAAUGUUGAAAGCAGCAGACUCUUUAGUGCCAAACUUGAGCAGUUAGCAAACAGAACCAAUUCCUUAGGAAGGUCCCAUGGGACGAAUUAUGACUGUCAGUCCCUGGAAAGGGCUGAGAGUUUGACCUCUCUGGGCUCUAAAGGAGGUGCCACAAAAGAUGGCACAAUGCCAAGGACAGGUAGGAGCCUCAACCGUGGCUUACUCUCAUCACCAACCAAUGGACCAAAUGGCAACAACAAUGUACCACAGUCACCCAAAGCAAGUCAGUCCAAAAUAUCUGCUGUUAGCAAACUCCUUAUGGCCAGUCCCAAAGCUCGAAGUUUAUCAACGUCUAGCACUAAGACUCUAAGUUUCUCCACAAAGUCCCUUCCACAGUCAGUAAAUAGAAGCUCAAGUUCGCCACCUAAUGGAAAGAAUCAGACCCAGAAUUCUUGGUCAACCCAGUCCCUAAGUCGCAGUAGGGGGACAGGACUAGUUUCUAAGCUGCCUUUAAGGGCAGUGAAUGGACGAAUCUCUGAGCUUCUUCAAGGCAGUGCCAGCUCCCGUGCUACACAAGGACAAGGGGCUUCUGACACCGAAGAGAGAGGAGCAACAGUCCAAGGAGAGGAAAGGCCAGUGGUCCAUACUUUGCCUUCACCUUACAGUAAGAUCACGGCCCCAAGAAGGCCUCACCGCUGCAGUAGCGGGCAUGCUAGCGACAACAGUAGCGUGCUAAGUGGAGAACUUCCUCCUGCCAUGGGAAAGACUGCAUUGUUCUAUCACAGUGGUGGCAGUAGUGGCUAUGAGAGUAUGAUACGUGACAGUGAGGCCACAGGAAGUACAUCUUCAGCUCAGGACUCAAUGAGUGAGAACAGCAGUUCCGUGAGUGGUCGCAGGAGCCUGAAGAAUUCAAAGAAAAGAAGUAAUACUGGAACCCAGAGGCGGCGACUUAUCCCUAAUCUCACCCUGGAUACCUCCUCUCCUGUGAGAAAGACUGUCAUAAGUCCAGGGGUACGCUGGGUGGACGGCCCCCUCCGGCCCACACAGAGGGGUCUCGCUGAACCCUUUGAGAUCAAGGUUUAUGAGAUUGAUGAUGUAGAACGUCUACAGAGAAGACGGACAGUGGGCAAUAAGGAAGUGGUAUACUUCAGUGCUAAACUGAAGAUCUUAGAGCAUCGGCAACAGAGGAUCUCAGAGGUGCGGGCCAGGUAUGACUGGCUGAAAAAAGAGCUGGAGCAGACCAAACAACAUCUAAUGCUGGAGCCAGAGAAAUGGACCACUGAAUUUGACCUUCAGCAGACAUUUGAAGUGGACUCUCUGGAGUACUUGGAAGCUCUGGAGUUUGUCACGGAACGACUAGAAAACCGGGUCAACUUCUGCAAAGCUCAUCUAAUGAUGAUCACAUGCUUUGACAUCACCUGUCGGCGACGGUAAAGGAUUCACCAUGGAGUAUUAAGGACAAUGGGAAGUUGAAAAGGCUCCACUGGGUGUACGUGGGCGUGUAUGUGAGAAAGUUACAAAGUUUAUCACUACAAUGAUGGCUGAAAUGAAUGGGAAAAUACAAAAGGCUUAAUAUUUUUCUAAAGUGGGUUUUGUGAAAAAACAGAAAACGCUGGACUUGGAGAGUUGGAGAAAAAAUUGUAAAAUGAGCACUUUGAAACUUUGGAUUUGUCGAUUGCAAAUAUGGUUUGCUCGCUUGCUGUGAAGAAUAGUAUUGCCAUAUGUGGAAAAAAAUAAUACAUUGUUAAACAAAAAGAGAACAAAAAAGACAACAAGUGCCUUGUGAACACUUCAAUAUCUUCUAUGGAAAUCUAUGGAAAGAACUUUGCAUAUUUGUGUACAGAUGGUGCUAGCUUAAAAAAAACCAUGCAUACAAACAAAAAAAGUUAGAAAAGUAAAAAAACACUACUUGUUAAACUAAGUGUUUAAACUCUUUGAUUCACUGUCUAUGUAACAUGUAUUUGUACUGUUAUACAAUAGUUACAUGCAACAUGAACUGCUAUGUGUGUUUUAUAUUAUUUUUUGUAUUCUUGGAGACAACUGAGACCACAUAGAGUUUCAAAUGCUAUAAAACCACCCAUCACGAUAUCUAGAAGAGUAAUUGUGGCAUUGGCUCAUUGAUUGUUCAGAUCCCCUGUAGGUAUGUUGGCAUUUUCAGCAGUGUGACGCCUCAGGCUGGGCCACUUCGGCAUGUCACGGUUGAGAGACGAUGAGAAGAAUCCUCAGUCUGGCAGGACCAACAAGGAUCCUUAAUACCGAUAUAGAAACAGAAGCUUCUCACUGCAUGCCAAAUUCUUGGACAUUUUUAAAGCAUCAAUUUUCUGCAAAUGCAAAACUUCCUAGCCAGGGGUGAAGGAACAAUCCAAAAUCAUCAAGAGCUUUUUGAAGAGACACAGGUUGCGACUUACAGUUUAUUGACAUCCAUCAGUGACUGGUAUUGUAUAAAUAAAUAUGGACUGAGUAACCAAAUUUGUUCACAGACAUUUCCUUUAAGUGUUGGAUAGGAGGCUAGCUAAAAUUGGAUGCCUGUAUUGUAUCGAAUUUAAAUUCUUUUUGUUGAUUGGUUCGUCUCUAUGGCAAUAAAAGUCAUACCAUUUUGUACGAGCCAAGUUGUGCGAUAUUUUACGAUUCCAGCAUCUUGUACGAAUUAUUAUGAAUUGUCACUAUGUUGGGAUUUCUGCUUGCACAGAAAUUGCACAUUUCACCUUUAAAGUUGUUAUUUUACAUGGCCGCUUAAUAUAUUUUUAUUUGCCUUGUGGCCAAGCAAAACUAAACUCUUAAAAUACAAUGAAUAUCUCCCAAAAAGUGUUGUCAAAAAUUAUAGUGGGAAAGAUAUGUCCUCCAUAAUUAAAAUGGAUUUUACGGCCCUGUAGCCCAAAUUGCAAGCAUGAUUAUUUCCUGAAAGGGCAUUGACGACAGAAAAUCUGUUUUAUUUUCCAAUAUUUGAAAUAAUCAAGAAUCAGACAUUCAAAUUCACACCGUAGCGUUGCAGUCCAGUAAAGAUCAAAUGUACUGGUCACUGGCCUUCCCUCUAUGUGGUCUCAAUGUCAAUGUGCUAACACUUUGGUAAAAAUCUGUUUAUAUACGUAUAUCUAUGGUGCUUGAGACAGUUUCAGCUCUAAACGUUAAUAGAUGAGAACAUAUAGCCUGUUUCAAGUACUAAAGACUGCAUAUGCUUCUCCAUUCCCGCUUCGCCCCUCUUCCCUGCCCUGACCCCCAUGACAUUCCCGCUGACAUUUUGGCAUUGUAAUGAAUGAAGGGUUUUAUUUAUUUUUUACCUCAGGAGGCCUGUAUGACAGAGAUGCUUAUAUUCUAUAAUUUAUUUACGCAUAAUAGCCUGUAAAGCACUAUGCAUUAAAAUUGUACAGUUGCUAAAUUCAUGCCAUAUAAAUAUAUAUAAAUAUAUACUUAUAUCUUACACUUUUUUCCUUCUUUAUAUAUAUAUAUAUAUAUAUAUAUAUAUAUAUAUAUAUAUAUAUAUAUAUAUAU